This is a messenger RNA of Micropterus salmoides (largemouth bass), 663 nucleotides long. It is a transcript of the gene atp6v1f, whose product is annotated as ATPase H+ transporting V1 subunit F. Gene Ontology annotation, biological process: proton transmembrane transport. Bases 60 to 419 code for a protein of 119 amino acids. The record is from RefSeq and is a predicted model, not a curated record. Gene Ontology annotation, molecular function: proton-transporting ATPase activity, rotational mechanism. The transcript is spliced from 2 exons. Gene Ontology annotation, cellular component: membrane; proton-transporting V-type ATPase, V1 domain. Lineage: Eukaryota; Metazoa; Chordata; Actinopteri; Centrarchiformes; Centrarchidae.
GUGACGCGCGUUAUUAUUUCCUCCGUUUCUCCGUUAAAUCGUGAUAAUUGAAGCGCGCGAUGGCCGGACGCGGGAAACUGAUCGCCGUGAUCGGUGAUGAGGACACGUGCACCGGAUUCCUGCUCGGUGGGAUCGGAGAACUCAACAAGAACCGGAAACCCAAUUUCCUGGUGGUGGAAAAGGACACGAGCGUCACAGAGAUCGAAGAGACCUUCAAGAGCUUCCUGGCACGUAACGACAUCGGCAUCAUCCUGAUUAACCAGUUCAUCGCUGAGAUGAUCCGUCACGCCAUCGACGGCCAUAUGCAGUCGAUCCCGGCCGUGCUGGAGAUCCCGUCCAAAGAGCACCCAUACGACGCGUCCAAGGACUCCAUCCUGCGCCGGGCCAAGGGCAUGUUCUCCGCCGAGGACUUCCGUUAAACGUUUCCGCUCUGUGCGAUGAAGAGAAAUGUCCCUGGCUUGUUGUUUCUGUACAGUGACGUUAGAUUAACUGUAUUUUCUAAUCCCUGUCAAAACGUUUUCAGUUCGGGCAGGAUGGGAAGUGAUGAGCUUUCCUACCUCGCAGCUGAAAAUAUCUUGACGAGAGAAGAACUUGUUUUUGUGUCGUGUUUGUUCCAGAGGUUUAACUUAUGAAACGGAAAAUAAAUGAUCGUGUUCGUUGUGA